AUGGCCGACACAGCAGAGAGCACCGAGGUUAUCCUGGGGCACCCUUUCCUACAUCAGACGAGUGCCCAGCUGGACUAUGGUCGCCGUGAGAUAACCCUAUGCGGAGAGAAGGUGCCUCGUUUUAACCCAAGCCAUCAGUCCCGGGUGCACAUUGUCAGAGUGGCCCGCACAACAGUGUUGGAAUCGGGGUGUGAGUAUGUAGUCCCCGGCACCGCCCACCUCCGCCACGCUGCUGACGGAGACCUGAUGCUGAGCCCAACUAAAGGUUUCAUCGAAAAACACCACGUACUAGUGGCUCACCUCGUCGUACAGGCGCAGCGGUCCACCAACGUUCCCAUCAGAGUCUUCAACCCUGGAGCCUUACCUGUCACGUUGAAGAGAGGCGUUGUGGCAGGGAUCCUACAACCAGCAACGGUGUUAGGGAAGCUGGAGCCCCAGCCACCCCUCGCCCCACUGGCCUCUGAACCGAUUAACUCUGUCUCUGCUUCUUUGCCCAGCCACCUGCAGGUCCUGUAUAAUGAGAGCUGUGCUAGUCUGCCAAAGGGGGACCAUGAGAGGGUGGCCUGCCUGCUACGGUCAUACAGUGACGUCUUCUCCACGGGGCCCACUGACCUUGGCCGUACUGGCCUCGUGCAGCACGAUAUCCUCACCAUCCCUGGUCCACCUGUGAAACAGCAACCACGCAGGAUGGCUGGAGACAAACAAACUGCAGCGGACCAGCAGGUGCAGCAGAGCCUGGACACUGGUGUGGCCCAACUCAGCAACAGCAGCUGGGCUGCACCAAUUGUUAUGGUAAGGAAGAAGGACCAGACUUCGCGGCUAUGUGUCGACUACAGGCUCUUAAAUGAGAGGACCAUUAAGGAUGCGUAUCCACUGCCCCGCAUCCAGGACACCUUAGACACAUUGUCCACCGCCAGGUACUUCAGCACGCUGGACUUAACAUCAGGAUACUGGCAGGUGGAAAUGACGCCGAGAGCCCGAAAAGCCGCUGCUUUCUGCACCCGUAAGGGCCUGUUCGAAUGGAAUGUGAUGCCUUUCGGACUGUGCAAUGCGCCGGCCACAUUCCAGAGGCUCAUGGACCGUGUCCUGGCCGGGCUGCAGUGGGAGACCUGUUUGGUGUACCUCGAUGACAUCAUUGUCCUGGGGCGGGACGGCACCGACAUGUUGGAGCGGCUGAGCCAAGUGUUCAACAGACUACGCGCAGCCAACCUGAAACUUAAAUUCAAGUGUUUCCUGUUCCGAGAGCGAGUGGCUUACCUGGGGCACAUCGUCUCCAGCAAAGGUAUCGCCACUGACCCCCAAAAGAUUCAAAAGGUGACUGAGUGGCCCGCACCCCGAAACGUCUCUGAAGUGCGUCAGUUUGUCGGCCUGGCCUCGUACUACCGACGCUUCGUCAAAGAUUUCGCCACAGUUGCCAAGCCCCUCCACAAACUCACCAAAAAGUAUGCACGUUUUAACUGGACGGAUGAAUGCCAGGAGGCGUUCGAGCAGCUGAAAAGCCGGUUGACGUCAGCGCCGGUGCUGGGUUAUCCCCUCGACAGUGGCCAACUGCUCCUCGACACAGACGCCAGUGACUGGGGAAUCGGAGCAGUCCUCUCCCAAGUACAAGAGGUGAGGAGAAUGUCGCCCACUGAGCAAAACUACUGCACCACCAGACGGUUCACCUCUCAUUUCCGGCAGUACCUGCUAGGGAGAUCAUUCAUCAUACGGACUGAUCACAGCAGCCUGCGCUGGUUGACUCGGAUGAAGGAGCCUGAGGGUCAGCUUGCUCGCUGGCUUGAGAAACUAGCAGAGUACGAGUUCCUGGUGAUCCAUCGUCCAGGGAGACGCCACCAAAAUGCGGACGCGCUCUCCAGAAGACCCUGCCGGACGUCAUGCCCAUGCACAGUGCCGGAGCCUAGCCUCAGUAACCAGUUCCAGCACAAGGGGAUUCAGUGCAACAUGGCCGAAGAGGAUGCCGUGGAAACUCCUGCAGAAGCAACCUCCAGUUGCUAUGGAGGCAGCCCUGCAGUUGAGUCUAAGCAUCUUCCAGUGGGGGUAGCGGACGUUUUCAGUGAUGAUCAAGCUGGCUCUCUGUUCCGACCAGGUGUCUACAGGGUGAGUGAGCCAGCCCAAACCAACCUGUUCAGUGGUUGGACCCAAGAGCAGUUAAUCAGUGCCCAAGAAGCUGACCCAGAUAUAGCACCAGUGAGGAAGUGGAUGGACGAGGGGAGGAGCAGGCCACCCUGGGCGGACAUAGCACCCUACAGCCCUGCCACCAAAGCCUACUGGUCGCAGUGGAAAAGGCUCUACCAGAAAGACGGCGUUUUGCUGAGGAAAUUCUACUGCACAGAUGGAAAGGUGUUCUAUCCACAGAUCCUGUUGCCUCAAGAGUACCGCACCUCAGUCACGGAGCAAUUGCACGAUGGCCCAGUCGGUGGCCACUUUGGAGGAGAAAGGACACUCGCACGUCUCAAGGCCCGGUACUACUGGUACAAUAUGAGGGAUGACGUCACUCUGUGGUGCCGCACCUGCACCAGCUGUGCUGCAAAAGCCCGCCCGAAGAAAACACCUCAAGCCGCCAUGGGCACAGUGCGAGUUGGUGCCCCCUUCGAACGCAUCGCAGUCGAUUUAAUGGGACCAUUAAAUGAAACUGAAAGGCGCAACCGCUACAUAAUAGUAGUACAAGACUACUUCAGCAAAUGGGUGGAAGCCUACCCGGUUCCCAAUGAACAAGCAACGACGGUGGCCGAGAAGAUUGUUUCCGAGUGGAUGUGCCGGUACGGAGCUCCACAGUGCCUACACAGCGACCAAGGUACCAAUUUCGAGUCAGCUGUGUUCCAGAGAAUGUGUGAACUGCUGGGAAUCGACAAGACACGGACCACGCCGUUUCGGCCGCAGUCAGACGGCCAAGUAGAACGUUUCAAUGCCACCCUGCAGAAAAUCAUAGCCACCACUGCGGAACGAUGUCACUGGGACUGGGACAUCAUGACCCCAUAUGCAGUCAUGGCCUACCGUGCAUCCAAACACAGCUCCACGGGCCUGACGCCUAACAUGAUGCUGUUCGGGCGGGAAAUUACAGAGCCAGUGAAUCUUGUUGCUGGGUUGCCACCUGACCCAGACAACACUACUACCCCUCCAUCCUAUGUCGUACAGCUCCGGGAAAGGCUCGAGCUAUCUCACCAGUUGGCCCGGGAGGCGCUGGGAAAAUCUGUCGAGCGUGCCAAACGACAGUACGACAAAAAUGUUUGCAGAGUCCAACACAAAGUCGGUGAUGCAGUAUGGUUCCUAGUCAAAGGCACCAAGAGAGUAAAGGAUAAAGUGCGGAAGUUCCUGCCUUCCUACGAGGGUCCGUACUUCAUUGUGGGCGUACUGGACGACUUGGUCUACCGGAUUAAAAAGGGUCAGAGGAUGAAGAUGAAAGUCGUUCAUCACGACAAACUCAAAGCUUACCAUUCCAGGACAGCACUAGACAACAGCUGGACAUUUCGGGAGGCUGGAACGUGGGCACCAGUGGAGGCGCCACCCCCGUCGUCAGACCCCAGCUCUUCAGAAAUCGACAGCAGUCCCCUUGACCUUUGGGGCACGUCACCAGAGACGGAGGACCCUGUUGUGGAGGCCCUUCCAGGCCUCUUCUCUCCACCACCAUCACCGAGCAGCAGCCAGCUUCCUUGCCACCCCGCCAGUGGCGCCUCCAGAAAAUUAUUCCAGGGGAUUGAUGAGAGCAAUCGCUCGGCGGAGAAUGACGAAAUGAUAAUCAAAUUUAACACCGCCUACAACAUCGCUAAAGAGGAACUCCCGUUCACAAAAUUCAAAUCACAGAUCAUACUAAUGAAGAACGGACUGAACGUCAACCCCACGUAUUCCAACGACACUGCGUUAAAAGAGACUAUUCUGAACGAGUCUGGUGGACCGCUGACGGCUGAGGAACGAGCCAAGGAUGAGGAGCUGAAUGCUGAUGCUUACUGUUCGUUGGCGCCAUUGCUGGAUAACAAAGCGGACACUGAGACUGUGACAGAGUACAUUAUCCGGGCAGAGCAGAUCUUCACAGCGCUCAGAGGCACAGGCGAGGCACCGAGUGAGGGGUUGAUGAUGGCUAUGAUUAUGCGGGGACUCCCAGAGAACUACAAGCCGUUUACGCUGAUGGUAACCCACGGUUCAGCGGAGAUGAAACUGGCGGAGUUCAAGGCUAAGCUGCGAAACUUCGAGGCGUCGGAGGAUGCUGAGCCAGUAGCCGAGAUGGCGGGAGAAAGGGUGCUGAAGGCUCACGCAGCACUGAAGAAAAAGAACAGCGGAUCUUCGACAGAGAUGGCGUGUUGGCGGUGCGGUGAAAGGGGACAUCGAAAAGAUGAGUGCACAAGAAAAGUUUGGUGCGGUUCCUGCAAAAGCACAAGCCACAGCGACAACGCCUGCAGGAAGAAAGAGCGUGCACAAAGGUCCAGGUGUGCUGGCGCUGAAGAUCACGGCGGUGGUGGCAACGGCAGCGGCAGUGAUAGCAGCAACAGCAGCGGCGGUGGCAGUAGCAGAGGCGGCGGCAGCAGCGGUGGUAGCAGUGGCGGUCGGGCAGCGAAUGGUGGACGGAUCGAGGCGCGGGGACCCGCGAGAGUCGACUUCACAUUCCGGGCAGAGACCGAGGACACCUGCAAGCCAGCGCAGCAGCGGCAGAUUGAGGGAAAAGGGCUGAUCGUCGACACUGGCGCGACAUCCCACAUGCUGAACGACAGGAGCCGGUUCAAGUCCUUCGACAGCACAUUCAAGCCGGAGAGCCACAGCAUGGAGCUGGCCGACGGGAGGCAGACAUUCGGGUUGGCGGAAGGCAGAGGAGACGCACAGGUGUGUCUCACCGACAGCGACGGACGAACAUGUACAGUGACUCUCAAGAACGCCCUGUACAUCCCUUCGUUCCCACAAGAACUCUUCUCCGUGAAGUGUGCCACUGCACACGGUGCCAAGGUACUCUUCAAGGAAGGUAACGAUGUUCUUGUAGCGCCUGAUGGUGCAAGGUUUAGCAUUCAAGUGUGUGACAGAAUGUACUACUUGCAAACCAAGUGUGAUGACAAUGAUAUGUGCAAUGUUAGCCAUGAUAUUCAAACCUGGCAUGAAAUUAUGGGGCAUUGUAACUAUGAUGACAUACUGAAACUGCAGGAUGUAACCCUAGGCAUGCACAUUAAGGGUGCAAAGCGUAAGCCUGAAAAGGAAUGUCAUGUGUGCAUAGAGGGGAAGUUUACUCGGACGAGAAACAGAAAUGCAACAGACAAGGUGAAAACACCACUGGAGUUGGUAAACACUGAUCUAGCUGGUCCAGUGACCAAUGGUUCAAUUGAGGGUUACAGGUACAUGCAAUCUUUCACAGAUGUGUGCACAGGAGUAGUAUUCACAUACUUCCUCAAAGCAAAGAGUGAUGCCGUACUGGCUACUGAAAAGUUCUUGGCUGACAUAGCGCCUUAUGGCAGUGUGAAAUGCAUCCGGUCAGACAACGGGACCGAGUUCACAAGCAGAGAGUUUAAGACGCUCCUGCGAAAGAACAAGAUCAGACAAGAGACGUCCUGUCCUUACUCCCCACACCAGAAUGGGAUAGCUGAGAGGGAAGGGCGCACUCUCUUUGAGAUGGCAAGGUGUAAGCUCAUUGACAGCAACUUACCUAAGAGUCUAUGGCAUUACGCCGUUCAGGAAGCAGCAUACACCAGAAACCGAUGCUUUAACAAGCACAUAGGCACAACACCAUACACAGCACUGACAGGGAAGAAGUGUGAUCUAGCCAAGAUGCACAAAUUCGGGUCAGAGUGUUAUGCGUACAUACAAGACAAGGGUAAACUAGAUCCCAGGUGUGAGAAGGGUCUUUUCGUAGGGCACGACAAAGGCAGCCCAGCCUAUCUAGUUUACUACCCCACCAAAGGUAAAGUGCAGAAGCACAGACUGGUCAAGUUUAUCACUAAGACCACAUGUGACAGCGAGACUCAGACUCAGGACUUAGGACUUGACCCCAUUGUAAAUAGUGACAAGACCGACGCACCACAGCCCAGUGCUCAGAGCACAGACGUACAGACUGACAGUCCACAAUCCCCAGAGGAUGAUGGCGAGGAGCACCAAAGGGUGACGCCACAGGCCCCAAGCAGUGGGAGGUACCCCACUAGAGAGCGUAAGCCCCCAAGUUAUCUCUGUGAUUAUGCUACUGAGGAUGAUAGUGGUGAUGAUGAUAGCACACUCACCAGUGUUGACUAUUGCUACCGAGCAGUGUGUGGUGUGCCACUGACCUUUAAGCAGGCUAUGACAUCAUCACAAGCAGGUAAAUGGAAGAGGGCAAUGGACGAGGAGAUGCAGUCAUUAGAGGAGAACCAGACCUUUACCCUGACAAAAUUGCCAGAGGGCAGAAAGACAGUGGGAGGUAGGUGGGUAUACUCAAUUAAAGAGGGUGGUGAUGGGUGUGAGCAGUACAAGGCCAGAUUUGUGGCGAAGGGGUAUAGCCAGAGAGAGGGGAUAGAUUAUGGAGAGACAUUCUCCCCCACGGCAAAUAUGACCAGUGUACGUGUAGUCAUGCAAAAGGCAGCACAAGAGAACUUGGUACUACACCAAAUGGAUGUAAAGACGGCGUAUCUACACGCACCCAUUGACCGAGACAUUUACAUGGAACAACCUGAAGGGUAUGGAUUCCUAUGAAUAUGUUCCAACUGUUCAUGAGGAUAACCAGGGCACUAUUGCACUUGUGAAGAACCCUGUGUGCAGACAAAGGUGCAAACAUGUUGACAUCAAGUAUCACUUCAUAAGGUCAACCAUUAAAGAUGGGAAGAUGACACUUGUUUAUUGUCCAACAGAUGAGAUGGUAGCAGAUGCUAUGACCAAGCCUGUCUCAAAGGUUAAACUGAGGACAUUUUCAGGAGUCAUGUUUGGUGUAAGCAUCUGAUGAAUAGUAAAUAUGUUUUUGAUUUAAUUCUGUAUUUGUUUAUUCUGAUUGUUAAAAGCUGUACAGCAGGCCUAUUCAACUAGCGGCCCGUGGGCCAAAUGCGGCCCCUCUCAAUUUUUUCCUGGCCCGCAAGAGGUUGCAUGCAAAAAAUAAAUAAAAUAAAGGAGAAACAUAGUUGCAUGCAAACCAGGUUUCUGUGUGUAGCCGGUGAUACUAGCCAGUAUCAGUAUCCCACAACCAGGAACUGGCAUCACUUAUUCUGACAAUGUUUGGCUCAACCGAUACGUGUGAGUCUAGCUUUUCUCAUAUGAAUGCCAUCAGAACAAGGGCACGUUGCUCCAUGGCCUAUGAGAAGCUGCAUGAGUGUCUCAGGAUGAGCCAAACUAGGCAAACAAGGCAGUGCAAUCUUUCUCACUGACUCACUGGCUCAAAAUGUCUCAUAUGUACAGUAGUUCUGUUUUGUGAUGAUUCAAACAACAUUGUUUAAUUCUAAAUAUGUGUCCAAAAUAUGUGAGAACAAAAUCUUUUAUAAUGAUACGAUUAAAAGUGAAGAAGGAAGGAAUGCGUCUGACAAGUUUAUUCCAUGUAGUAGUACUAUAUUUAUUAAGUUAACACUACUUUAAGUACGAUUUAUUUGUAGCGAUUCAUUCACGUAGUUUUACUCUGUGUGGCCCAUGAACCCCCAGUGAUUUUCCUUUUCGGCCCACUUGAUAAGGAGGUUGAAUAGCCCUGCUGUACAGGAUACAGGUCACUCAUAAGUGGGAGUGUUGACAUAAGUAUGUAUGAUUGACUGUGAUGUAUUCUGUACUGUAUAUCUGUUCCACACCACAAGGGGGUGUUAUCAGUUUGAUAAGAGAUGUGAUAUGAUUGGUGACGUCAUGCCCCCUAUAAAUAUGAAUGUUCUGGACUUGAUAAUUCUCUUGGCCCGCUCCCAACAUGAAGGCUGGAAGAGCAGUUUAGUUAUUCACUAUAAAAUAAAUAUGCCUUGAGGCUGAAGAGUAAAACUCGUCUCGUCUACUUUUCUGUUGUUGCACUGUUGGACUCCUGCUGUGUUUAGUAGUGCUCCUG
Molecule: messenger RNA, 7948 nt
Organism: Gadus macrocephalus (Pacific cod)
Lineage: Eukaryota; Metazoa; Chordata; Actinopteri; Gadiformes; Gadidae
Biological process (GO): DNA integration
Molecular function (GO): nucleic acid binding; zinc ion binding
Source: RefSeq, a predicted model, not a curated record